CAUAUACUUCACAUUCCUUAUUUUAUCAGAAGAAUUCUGAAAACACUCCAAUGUUAAGUUUGUAACUAUGUAUUUUUGGUAGGCAGUAGUUGUUUGUGUUUUAUGUUUGUUGGUCUGUUCUUGUAGUAAUUGCAUAUAAGGCACCAAAUAACUUUUAACUGUUAAAGGCAAGGAGGCUGUAGAGCACCACAAGGCAAAGAAAGAAAAAAUGCCGACACCCACCGCCAGUACUCCAACCACCAAGGCAGAGCUGUUCAGCAUGAUGCCUGCUGACCUGGCCCGUAGGCAGUUGCGGGAACAGUCUGCCCGCCUUCGACCUCUCAGACCAAACCUUGCUCACGCAAAGUUUUCCCCCAGGAAGGAAAUGAGCGAUGAUGUGCUUGUGUGGGAGGUUGAACAGAUGGAGGCAGCAAGAAAAGGUACACCAGUGAGGAGCUUCAGAAUUUCCUGUCUGAGUGCACUCUUCUGGAUCCACGUUUCAAGACCACUUACUUGACACCAGAGGCUAUGGAGAACACCUACCAUCGUUGGCGCUGUUGUUACAAUCUGGGGAUGGAAAGGUAGGGGUUACAAAGCUACAAAACAAAACAUACUGCAUUACUGCUUCUGCUAUUACUAUUUCGCAUGAUAAAUAGUGAAAAUAAUAAUGCCGGAUUAAUGAUAAUAUUGAUUAUAAUAUUAGAACACAUUUUAUAAAGGGAAGUCAGUAUUAAGUAAAGUGA
Messenger RNA from Dreissena polymorpha, 722 nucleotides. RefSeq lists its product as uncharacterized. The record is from RefSeq and is a predicted model, not a curated record. Lineage: Eukaryota; Metazoa; Mollusca; Bivalvia; Myida; Dreissenidae. The transcript is spliced from 2 exons. The coding region runs from base 209 to 496 and encodes 95 amino acids.